AUGGUUCUAUCUGUUCUCCUGUUCUUAAAGUGUAUUGGUGUUGGUAAUUCUGUUAUUAUUAUUAUAGUUGCAGUGGAGAGCAGUCAAAGAGGUUUCAGAUUAGCGCCAACAAUAACUGAAGGACCAGUGUUUGGAAGACGUAAAGAAAAACUGUUAAGACUUAUUUUGGAGAAAAGAAAUCAGGUGCUGCAAUCAAACUUGGGACAGAAAAUGAGUGUCGCUAAACGUUACUAUACAUUAGAAAUGUCACCACCAUCCAUUAAUGAAUCUCAGAAAUUGCAAGAAGAUGUGGAACUUGUUAAGGACUUUAUCAAAUCUGGAUGUUACAAGUAUUUGACGGUAAAACAAGCCUGGCUUUUGCUUCUCAUGUGCACGGAAGUGGGUUUAUGGUUUUUCAUGGGUGAAACUAUUGGAAAAAUGCAUAUUGUUGGUUAUAAAGUUUAG
Parnassius mnemosyne (clouded apollo) is the source of this 444-nucleotide messenger RNA. Lineage: Eukaryota; Metazoa; Arthropoda; Insecta; Lepidoptera; Papilionidae. The record is from the annotation of a GenBank genome assembly.